Molecule: messenger RNA, 8813 nt
Organism: Pocillopora meandrina
Lineage: Eukaryota; Metazoa; Cnidaria; Anthozoa; Scleractinia; Pocilloporidae
Source: the annotation of a GenBank genome assembly
CAUAAUACAUAUUGAAUGUGUUAUGCGGCGAAGCUUGUGCGGAAAGUGAUUGUUUAUUUGUGUAGAAGGCGAUGUAUUUUUUGUUAGUUUGGUAGUUUGGCUUUCGUUUUAGGCGAAAUAUUGAUGGAUCCAGUCGGCAAGGAUGUUAAAGAGGCCGUUUGUGGUAAGCUAAAGCUAAAUUAGAGAUUAAUCUUUGCGGUGGCGUGUUUGCUGCAGAGAGUAAUCGUGAUCAUGAUCGUUCACUUCCAUUGAAGCAACCUAUGGACUUCCGGUAUAUCAGACAGCAUUUGAAAGUUUUCUGCGAUUAUGCUUUGUUACUUUGAUAGUAUAAAUGAAUGACUUCGCUGCUUCAUAGUUAAUGCUGAUCACUUGACUUGCAUACGGCAGGAAUACCAACAAUGAGAAGGCUGAAGCCACGAAGAGAAAUAUGCACUCGAAACAUCCUACAAAUUUCAGUAUUAUACAUGUAUAACUGCUUGGUAUUGUAGCUGUAACGAAUUUUUACCCAGUAUACAUUUAGUUCAUGUGUUAUAACUACAUGUGCAUGUGGUCAUGUGCUUUCCAUCGUAGUUUCUCCUAUACAUGUAGUUCAGCGAAUUUCAAAGCAUACAUUCAUACGCGGAUGAACUGAAUUGCAAGAAUGCGAAACACUCGAUGCAUAACCUUUUAAACAUUUACAGGAAGCGAAAAUUCCCAACUCGUGUAAAUGCUGACAAUAUUUUGCUACGACCAUCGGCCAAUAGGAGUGUUAACCCUUAAACUGCCAAGAUCUGAUUAUCAAUUCUUGCCUCUGGUGGCUUCACGUUUCCUUGAGUAUCAGUUAUGAGAAUUUGGUGUCAGAUUAAGACAACAACUUCUACCUGAUAAGUUUGAGUAUUCUCAUUACUUGUUUGCUAGAAAAGAUAAGGAUAUCAUUAAGAGAAGUUACAUGUCAAUCACUUGUGGGGUACAAGGGUUAAUUGUAAUAGUAAACACAAGGAUGAUUUAGAGUUUGUUAGUCUCAAGGAGACCAGUUUGCCUUCACUCUGCCUAGAGAAUGAUGUUUUUACCUCAUAAACAAAUAACUAGUGAAUGCCUGCUUUGGACUUUCAACCUUGAUCUUUUUACUCUGCCCUUUUUGUUUCAGAGGCUGAAAAGUUUUUUUCUGUUACACUGGCCAAAGAAAAACUUUCUCCAGCAGCAGAGAUAGAGCGUACCUUGCUAGCAGACAAGUUCAGAAAGUUGAAAACCCAACUAGGAUUGCAGAAUGAGUUGUCUGGUGGUGGUAAAGGACCUCCACGUCCACCAAAGGGUAAAGUUCCUGUGCCGGCACCUGUACCAGCAGCCAGUGAUGACCUGGGUGGAGAGGAACUCUAUGAUGACGUGGCUGGUAUUUAUUUUCCCAUUCUGUUUCUGGAAAUUUAAUCGUAACAUGAAAUGUACCUGACAAAUUUAUAAACCUACCAGUUUUAAGACCAAUGUAUCUUUACUCUCAUUAUAUGACUGCAGGGCAGUUCUUGGAUGCUGUAUGGGGAUGUUAGUUAAUUGUUACUCCUUGGAAUGAGAGGGAUAAAGGCUGAGGUCAAGGGUUGUGCACAGAGGUGAUAAUUAUUGAAGAAAGUAAAUUGUAUUCUACAGCUGUUAUAGCUCAAGAUGAUCAAUACUAUGAAAUGAGCCAGGGUGUUGAGGGAAAUGAUGUACCAACAAGUGCAGAUAUGGGUGGUGAGAACUAUGAGGUGAUGUCAGCUGAGCAGGAAAAUGAGGCUCAAGGUGGAGAGGCUGCUGGUGAAGACUACAUGGCUAUGGAAGAUGACCCAGGCCAAGAAGAUUAUGUAGAACCUCAAACAGAGAACACUGCAGAUGAGAAUUAUGAAGUUACAGAGCAAAGUGUGAAGCCUCCAGCUCCAGCUGAGCAAGAAGAGAACUAUGAGAUCCCAGGUGCUGAUGAAGAUUAUGAAGGUAUUGAGGAUAGUAAAUACUUAGUUAUUGUUAUUGUCAUUUAACUCAUUAAGUUGAUAUUAACUCCUGAAGAAAUGCAGUUGUAGCAGCAGUCAGUGGUACUGAAAAGCUGAAUGUUAACCAUUGAAUAGUGGAAAGUAGAAAGGAGAUUUUUUUUAUUCUGAUUCCUCUUUUGCCCUUGACUGUAACAAUCUAAAAUUGUAACUAUCGCUGGAUCAAGAAAAGUGACACCCCUUGCAGUGUUCUCCUUUUCAGGCAGUAACCAGUAACAUUUACUGCCUGUAGUACCUCUUAUUACCCUUUAAAAUUGCUUGGAAUUCUUGAAAAUUCAACAGGUAAAAGGAUUGCUUUACCGGUUUGAAAAUAUAUUUUACCUGUCAUACUUAAAAUAAGGGAGAACACCGACCCCUUGUCUCCUUAUCUGAAUUGCCAGGAAAUAAAAAAGAAAUCCUGAUCAAUAAGCAUCUGUUAUGACACUUUUUCUGAUUCUACCAAGACUACUGAAAGAAAAACCAUUUUUUAAUGAUGCUGUUAACCUUUUGGGGAGCCUCUCUACAAUAUUCUGCAAUUUUGAAUAGUUUAGAAUCCAAGGCCGGUGUACAAACCCAAAGUGAAUGGUAUGUGUAUGGGAGUAGCCAUCCCCAGAACUUAUUAUUACUUAACUUCAACUUAUUAUUACUUAACUUAAAAUAUGCACUAUCCUAAUAUCAGACCGGUUAGGCUCCCAUUUGGAUUAUUCACAACACAGCUUUGUCUUCAACUACUAGUCUAACAUAAUUGUCUCCCCCAAUGGUCUAACUUGGUAUUGCACCUGAAAACAGACGAGUAAAGAUAACAAGGUUACAUCUUAGACUCUACUGCCAAUUUGCCAGUAUGUGCUUCAAGGGAGAAGAGCAUUGUACAUCUUAGGUAUAUCUAUAAGGACUGAUGGUGACCUCCACCCACUCUUUCCCUGACUUGAUUGACCAACCUAACAAUGAAGGGUUUCUUGCUUGGCAUAAUACUACCACUGAAUGACAAUUGGAGUUUUGUGGUUUAGUUACAGACACGGAUCAUUCUGCUCCAAAAGACGCAGAUGGUGAGAUGUAUGAAGGCAUUGAAGCACCAGAUAGUUUAGUAGAUGGAACUGUCAACUGGGAUCAACUAAAACAGAGCACAAGUCCUGAAAAAGUUCAAGGUGUCAUUAUAACAGGUAUUGAUUAGAUCUCCUCACAAUAAUUGAAAUAAGUUUGGUUGUGAGCUCAAAAAAUUGGCAGUGGGUGGUAACAUAGCUUUGAAACCUUUGACUUUCUGAUUUUAUUAUUACAUUUACUUCUGAUGCUCUUUUACUGAGCUUCAUCAGAUGUAAGGUAGGCAGUUUAGUAAACUGGGAAAGUAUUCAGGUUUAAAGUUGUUUAUGAUUACAAGGCACAUGUUCUUAGUUAGUGAGGGAUACAGUCUCCUAAUGUCAGGCUGGAUAGCAGGCUUAGGGUUUAAAGUUCAUUGGGUUAGUUUACCUAUAUUGCCUCUCCCUAUCCAUUAGGCUGCAUUGUUCAAAGCUGGGGUUUCAGAUCUGAAAGCUUUAAAAGAAAAUUCAUUUUGGUCAUUUUUGUCCACAAUUUGAUGAUUAGAUGUUCUGAAAAGAAUAGAGAAAAUUAUCCGAAAGAGGCUUUUAAACAAAAGGAAUGAAGAAACCAGGUUACAAUUGAACACUAGGUUUGCUCUACUUGGCUUUGAACAACCAGGCCCAGGACCAUAAAUUAACUUUGAUGAACUAUCAAGAAAGCUUGAUGACAUGCUGGGGUGGGGAGGGAGGGGAGUAACCUGUGAUGCACCAGCAUCCCAUCCAAGGGAGCAAGACAAAAUCCUCAUUAAUUCAAAAGUUAUUAUCAUUGGCUACAAAACUCGGGACAAGCUUUGCUAGUGUGGGCCAAUUGGCUUUAAUGAUGACCAUGCUACAUCAUCUGGGUUUGAUGUUAAAUUUAUUUUGCUCCCCUGCACCAGUAUCAUGUUUCCAAACACAUUCAAACUUUGAAAUGCAAAUUAUCUGAAUUCCAAUAGUCAUUUCAGAAAACUAAUUUAAACCACUUUUCUUUAGUACAUUCUUCAACUUCAGAGGCUCAUUUUGCAUGCUAUUUGUUGUAUGUGUAGCUGAGAGAGUUUAGCACCAUUGGGUACUAUUACGUGUUCAAUAGGCUUCAAAGAUCACAGAAUUCUCCGAUGCUACACAGAGAUCACCAGUUCAAUUCCCAUGGGCUAAUGUACUGUAAGUUGACGUGCCUCGAAAUUCGAUCCUCGCUUGUCGGAGUUUCGAGACUUUCAAUUCGAGUUUCGAAAACUUUGAAACUUUCGAGAAGAGAAAAUAUUUCUCAGUGAAAACCCGAGGGCAUUGGUUCACAUUAUUUACAAAUACCAUUCUUUUUCUCUUAUAAUUUUGAAAAUAUUAUUUAAUAAUUAAUUUACUCAUUGUUAAAUUGUUAAAAUUCUAGUUAGUAGUUUUGAUCGCUAAAAAUUAUUUUCCUGCAGGUUUUUUGAACAAACGUCGCAAGGAAGGAAAGGUGUAUUUGGGAAGUAAGUUUCAGAAGAGGUUCUGUGUAGUGCGUAACCACGCGAUGUACUACUUUAAGGACAAGAAGGCCAACAAACAACAAGGGCAUAUCUUGCUGCCAGGUUACAAAGUACAGCUAGCCAAUAAGAGAGGCCGAGAGUUUCAUCUCACGCAUUCGGGUGGCCAGAGGACUUACCAGGUACAAGAGUCACACCCUCAAUUUGCUUUUGUUAAUUUUGUUAACUUUCGAAAGUGAAAUUUCUAAAAAUAUUUCUUUCCUCUCAAAUAUCCUGAAAUUAUGGAACGAUUUUUCAAUCGUUUUAAGAAGCCUGAGGAAAAAAAUAGACGCAGGCGGAAUGGACUAGGAUAUGAGAACUCUGGGGAAGUGACUUUUUUAUGAGCUUCUCUCUUCUCGUUAUUUUAUACAAGUUUUUCAUAGCCACAAACAUGUUAGGCAAGUGUUACCAUCCCAGUGUGGAACAUCAGGCGACUUGGAGUAUUACUACCCCAUGUUGAUGAACGGAUUAGGGUUCCGUGCGGUUCCCUUACAGUUCAUUGCCCCCUAUUUAAACCGCUCGGGCAAAGUGAGGCACUAUGACGGUUCUAUGUCUUGUUUAAGAUUACAAAACAGUAAUUCGGUUAUGGCUCGAACCCGAUGGAAUUUUCCGAUGUGAUGUGCACUUCUUCUGAUGUGUAGUGCAUUAACGACUAAUCCCCAUCUGGCUUUGUCAUACAACAUGCACCGUCGCAAUCGCAGGACUGUUUUAAAAUUUAAAUGGAGAAAAAACUGUUGGAAUGCAUUUUAAACUCUACUGAUUUAUGUAGCUGAUCUGUAGAGGGCGACAUUUUUAUUGUUCUCUUCUUUCUUAGUUUGAGACAAACAGUAAGGAAGAAACAGAAAAGUGGAUAAAAGCCAUUCAGAGGGCUUGUGAUGCUCCGCUGUCUGAACAUCAAAGGGCUAAAUUAGAAGAAAUGCGCAAUAGGCACACCUCAGGAGAUGAUGACAGCCUUCACUAUGUUGACGCGGGCCUAAAAAACGAAACUGUGGAAGAAGAAGACGAAGUGUAUGAUGACACUCAAGAAGAUUUAUACGAAGCAGUGGAGACUGUUCAAUCACCUGUUUCAAACCACCCUUCUCCAGGCCCUUCACGGGAGGUGGUUGACUACGAAGUUUCUCCCACGGCUGUCCCCUCAAAACAGGCCCCGCUUCCACUUUUCCCUGGUUAGUUAACAGAUAAUAGCGUCAUGGCUCACUGAAAGUCGGGAUGGGGCGUGUUAGAGUAUUCGCUUUCAUAUAAAAACGUCGUAGACUAUCGUGGCAUUUCUCAAUUGCAGACAGCAAAUUUGCGCAGUGCGGGACAUCUCUCAUCUCAUUUCGUGGCGAUAAACACCUGUUACGCCACUUAAAUAGACCAUCGAUUUUCGUGCGCAAGUCGCAUCAACAAGUUGGAGGUUUAUUUUUUGAGUACAUGAAUUUUAUUUAUAUAUUUAUUUAUUUUACUUCAGGUGAAAACAAAACAGUCGAACCAAUACAAGAAGAGGAAUACGAACUACCCGAGGCAUCUGCACCUCCACCUCGACCCAGCAAGACAGAACCCAUGCCACCCAUCCCCAGCGAAGACAAACCACCAGAGAUACCACCCCCGCGACCUUCUAAAGGACAGCCGCCAGCCCCUCCCGUCCCUCCUGCUCGUCCUGUACCGCAGCAAGAUGACAUGUAUGAAGUUGCUGAACCAAACGCCCCUAACGACACCUCAGACUUACCGCCUCCCCCACCCCCUGUGUCAGUGGAAGAAAAUUACGAAGUUGCCGAUACUCAAGCUCCUGCCCCACCCCCGAUGCGUCCACCCAAAAGACCUCAACCCCAGAUUCCACAGCCGCCAGUCAUUCCUCCAGAGUCACGUAAGUUGAUAAUAUGUCCAUUGAUUUAACUGCUCUCUCGGUAUGAAGUUGGUCUGUGUGGUAAAUUUCUGAGAAAUUCUGUGUUUAGCUGGAGUGGGUAAAUCAGGUGAAAGGGAAAUCUAAAAAAUUCUUAUACGUCUUCGUACUCGUCAGCAAAAUUGCAAUAAAUGCGGUAGUUAACCUUUUAACUCUUGAGAUCUAGUUGUUAAUUCUCUCCUCUAGCUGCUUCAUAUUUCAUUGUAAAGUAGUAACAAGAAAUUUUUUUUUAGAUCUAGAUAACUUCUACUUGAUAAGUUUGAAUAUUCUCGUCACCUGUUUGCUAGGUGAUGUAUGGAUAUUCUAGGGAGAAGAUAACUUUUGGUAGUUAACGGGUAAAUGUAUUUUUCCUGGAACAGCUGCAGAGAAAGCUCCUGAGCGACCAUCAAAGCCAGCUGCUAAGCCACAGCCUCCUGCACCUAAACCGAAAGACGAACCACCUCCGAGUCCCAAAGAAGUUCAGACGAUUGAAAUCAACUAUGCUAACAUCUAUCAAGCCCUGUGGACCUGUGAAGCAGAUGACAAAGAUGAGCUGGCAUUCCGGCGAGGUGACCUGAUUUAUAUUUACGAAAAGCCGCAUAACGAUUGGUGGAUCGGGUCUUUGUUCAAACCUCAAGGGUAUAGUGUAGGUCUGGUGCCGAAAAAAUAUGUCAUGGAGGCGUACGAGAUGACAGCGUAAAGUUUAGCUUGUAACGCAAUGUUUUUCGUCUUCUCCUUCAACCAGGCGUCUCUUGUCAGAGCAAAUGAUUCUUAAAUCGCUUGUAGUUUAAUAGAAUACAAUUCAUAGCCCGAUUGAAGAAAUGACCUCAAUACAUUGUAAACAAGAAAACACACAUCAGUGGGAACUGGUGAGUGUAACGUCUCCAAAAGAGAGAAAAGAACGUUUAGGCGGCGUUUGUUGUAUAAUCCAAUAAGCGAUAUCGGAAAUAGUUUUUUUAGACUUUUUUCGAUUCUGGUGUCAUUUGCGCUCUCAAAUCCAAGAUGUAAGUUUAAGGAAAACAACAUAUAUCACCAUCUUAAAUUGAAAUGCUCGGAUGUUGUGUAUUAAUGACCAUGGAACAGUGAAUUGUUGCAAUUGGGGAAUUUCUUUUUAGAAUGGAUAUAUUUCACCUAAUAUAGAUUAUUUGAGGUUUUAGUAAACAAAUAUUUUCUCAUACACGGACAUUCCAACCCUCCCGAUUUGAUGUGUUGCUUUCCGCCCUCCCUAUUUUUAUCAGGUUCUCCCGAUUUAUCAUAAAAAUUCUGAUGAGAAAGAAAAAAUUGCUCAUCUUAUAUGUAUUUUUCGCGAUCUUUUUGUGGCUCCCCACUGAAUGCAUUUAUGCCUUGUGGACAGAAAGUUUACAAUUAUUCAUGAUCUUCCAAAGUGGCCAUCGUAAAAGUAAUAAAAGAUAUCUUCCUUUUUGACUCUGCAAUGAUGGAUUAACAACAGCAAAGAAAAGCUCAAAGAUAUCUGUAUUAAGAGUAGAGACCUUAUAGAAUACCAAAAAAUUGAUGUCAAAUGCAGGAAAUGCCACCUGAGAGAAAUUAAAUUUGAACAUUUUUCUGGGGGGAGGGGCAUGCCCUUAGAUCCCCCCCAAGAGGCUCGCACCUUCGGCGCUAAAUAAUAUACUCCCCUCUAAAGGGGUUGGAAUGUCUGCACAUAUAUCGGAGAAGAUGAAAAGUAGGAAUAGUAUAAUUCUUAAAAUUUGAUUCGCCUCGCUUUCUUGUCAAGCUGUGCGAAAGCGUUAAAUGCAGUAAAUGCACUGCCAAAAAAAAAAAUAUUCAGAGACGAAUGUACUGAGCAAUUAUAAAGAAACUCAGUUUUGUAUUUAGAGCAUUACUAUAAAAGUAUUUUAUCUCAAUGAGGAAAAAAUUAGGUUAUUUUUCUAUGAAAACAAAGUAGAGCAAUGAGUCUUUAGAAUUCCAAUCGGCUGUCGCAUUUUUUUAAUUUUACCGUCAACCAUUAUGGAGUAGAAUCCGCUUUUAGUUAGUAGUUUUAGUCAACACAUCUGUGUUUUCCUUGAAUAUUAUUACAUAUAGUGAAGAGUACACAUUAUGAAAUUGUGUGAACUUUUCCAGAAUAUGCAAUAAAGAGAGCCAUAGAAAAGUUUAGUUAGUUCAAUCCUUCAGAUAUCCGUCUAACUGCACUUGGUGUUUGGUUGGCAUGCGGUACUUCCGGACAGCUCAAGAAAUCAAAAAGAAAGCGCCAAUAGAGAGCGGACCGUACCAAUAAUUAAUCCGAAAUACUUGGACGAUAUCAACCAAUCACACUUUAAGAAACAAAAGAUUUCCAAAUCAAUUGUGUUAUUAAGUGCUAGGAACCAAAGCAAGGGAACAUGAAGCUACACAACACAACACCGUGAAAGGUCGCAGUAUGGUUUUGCUUUGACACCAAGACAUGGAAAUUUUUCAAGAACAUCUUCAUCUGUGG